AUGUAUUGUUAUGGAACAAAUGCUUCGGUUGCUCCAUGGAGAGUAGUGGACAAGUUAGCGGAUGACCUAAAUGGUAGAAUCAAAUUGGAAGAUACUGGAUUUGACUGGAAAAUUCUUGGUCCUGAUAUUCAGGGGGUACAUGUUGUGGAUGAAGAAAACCAACACCAAGAAGCGUCAAGUUCUUCAAGACCCAAGUUUACUAGUAGGGUGAUCUCGCGAGAUCACGUGGCUGCCGCAAAGCUUUUAUACGAUCAUUACUUUGCGCCAGAACCAACUUACCCACCUGAUAUGUUUCGUAGAAGGUUCCGAAUGCGAAAGGAAAUGUUUCUGCGCAUAGUGCGAAACAUAAACUCCUUUGAAAGCAGUGAACCGCUACCGAAACACUUUCAGUUCUUCCACAAAGGCGCGACAGAUGCUACUGGUCGUCCCGGUUUCAACUUUUUCCAAAAAUGUACUUCUGCUAUACGCCAGUUAGCGUAUAGUUUUAAGGCUGAUGCUUUAGAUGGGUACUUGCAGAUGGCUCAAGAUACGGGCUACCAGUGUUUAGACGCUUUCUGCAAAUGUGUGAUACACCUGUAUCAACACGAGUACUUGAGAAGGCCAACGGAAGCAGAUAUCGAGCGGUUCACUGCCAUACAUGAGCAGGUUCAUGGUUUUCUGGGAAUGCUUGGUAGCAUAGAUUGCAUGCAUUGGGGUUGGAGGAACUAUCUAGUGGCAUGGCAAGGGCAGUACACCCGAGGCGAUAAGGGACAUCCACCAAUCAUGCUUGAAGCGGUUGCUUCAUAUGAUUUCUGGGAAUGCUUCAUAAGGGACAUCCACCAAUCUGGCAUGCCUACUUUGGCCCUGCUGUUUACAAAGGGAUAUUACCUAGCAGAUGGUAUUUAUCCAGAAUGGGCUACUCUUGUUAAGUCAUUCAAGUGCCCGAUGGACCCGAAAACCACCAAGUUCAAAAGAUACCAAGAAGCUGCAAGAAAGGAUGUCGAGCGAGCAUUUGGGGUUCUUCAAGGUCGUUGGCAGAUUAUUGAACAAUAUACGCGGCCAUACAGUACCAACAAGAUAAAACGGAUCAUGUUAUGUUGUGUGAUUCUGCACAACAUGAUCGUUGAAGAUAACGGGCGUGCAAUUACAGAGUUUGAAGAAGAGUUGAUAGCUAAUAAUACACUCCCAACCCGUACGUGGACUGAAAGAUGUUCAACGCAGCUUCGUAUGUACGGGGAGCUUCGCGAUAGAAUGGCUCACCAUCAACUCCGCAAUGCUCUGAUCGAACAUGUUUGGAACCUCCCGGAACACGGCCGUCAAUGUUGA
This is a messenger RNA of Erigeron canadensis, 1305 nucleotides long. RefSeq lists its product as uncharacterized. NCBI's taxonomy places the organism in Eukaryota, Viridiplantae, Streptophyta, Magnoliopsida, Asterales, Asteraceae. The transcript is spliced from 3 exons. The record is from RefSeq and is a predicted model, not a curated record. Bases 1 to 1305 code for a protein of 434 amino acids.